Molecule: messenger RNA, 1245 nt
Organism: Heterotrigona itama
Lineage: Eukaryota; Metazoa; Arthropoda; Insecta; Hymenoptera; Apidae
Source: the annotation of a GenBank genome assembly
AUGAUUGACAACCGUGACGCCGUAAUUCAUGAAAUUCAUGAUAAAAAAGGCUUGAUGGAGAACGACAGUUCCUUGCACGAUAUAUCUGCGAACGAGGAGUACAUCCUUGACAGGGCCGAUAUCAGAAUAAUUUUUAUUACACUGUACACCGUCGUCUUCGUUUCCUGCUUCCUCGGUAACUUAAUGGUGAUCUUUGUGGUAACAUUUUCACGACGACUGCGCAGCAUCACCAACUUCUUUUUGGCAAACUUGGCAGUCGCCGACUUCUGCGUCGGUAUAUUUUGCGUGUAUCAGACGUUGACGAAUUACUUGAUGAACAGCUGGCCACUCGGUGAUACCCUUUGCAAAGUGUACAUGUUCGUUCACGCGCUUUCCUACACAGCCAGCGUUUUAAUUCUUAUGGUGGUUUGCAUCGAACGAUACUUGGCUAUCGUUUAUCCGAUCAAGUGCAGAUCCGUGCUGACGAGAAGCCGAUUACAAAUGGUAAUAGGGAUAGUUUGGAUCGUUGCCGCGAUCUAUGCUCUACCGAGAUUCUUCUACGUCGAGACCAUGGAGAAUCGUUUAAUCACCGGCGACGUGGACGUCAUUUGCAUAGCCAAUAUGCAGAAGCACAACAAAACUUUGCUGGACGCGGUGAACCUCGUCUUUCUUUACUUACUUCCGCUACUGCUCAUGUCUUGCCUCUAUUCGAGAAUUGCCGUCGGAUUACGAAGAAGCGGCACCACCCUCGACCGAUCAGGCUUGGCGAAGACUAAAAGCAAAAAUAACAGCCUUCAUCGUGUCCACAAUUCCAGUAGGAACGUGCUUCGCGCCCGACGCGGUGUAAUAAGAAUGCUGAUCGCAGUAGUGAUGAUGUUUGCCGUAUGCAAUCUGCCGCAACAAGCACGAAUCGCCUGGCGUCAUUGGAGCUCCAGUUAUGAUCGAUCAUCGAAUUUCACCACUGUUCUCACCUUGUUCACUUUUCUAAUUUCCUACGCAAACUCCUGUCUAAACCCUUUCCUCUACGCUUUCCUUUCGCGUAACUUUCAGAAAGGUAUGAGCGAGCUGCUCAGCUGCAGAAAAACGAGAAACCGGAGCAGUGUUUUAGUCAUGGGACGCACGGCUGCAGAGACAGCGACGCGACAGGAAAACAGCGGAGGGAACGCGAACCAUUUCCGACAGAAUCUACUCUCGUUUCAUUCCGAUCGAGACAGCUCUGUCGCACUACCGCCGAGUACAGAGCAAACUAUUUACGAGAAAAACUAG